Messenger RNA from Cydia strobilella, 4062 nucleotides. RefSeq names its product tyrosine-protein kinase Shark (gene Shark). The record is from RefSeq and is a predicted model, not a curated record. Gene Ontology annotation, molecular function: ATP binding; protein binding; protein tyrosine kinase activity. Lineage: Eukaryota; Metazoa; Arthropoda; Insecta; Lepidoptera; Tortricidae. Bases 248 to 2644 code for a protein of 798 amino acids. The transcript has 14 exons. Gene Ontology annotation, biological process: protein phosphorylation.
UAUGAGUCAUUCGCUGGAAGGCAGAGUCGGGGAUACCGCGCCUGUCUGCCGGUUGCUUGCUUUGGUAUACACGCAUACCGCUCACCGCGAACACUUAACAAAUAAUUUAGUGUUAUUCGAUCUAAAUAAAGAAACAAUAACAAAGAUGUGUGUGUGUACAAAACAAAAAAAAACAGUGAAAUAGAUUUGGCUCGCAAAUUCUAAAACUACUUGUAAAUAUUUUUGUGUGUUUUUAUAGUUGGAUAUCAUGAUAACAACCAUGACGUCAUUCAUAUUAUUGAAGACGAACUCUUUCCUCUUGAGGAUGAACAGAGAGGAUAACGUCGACUGGUUCCAUGGGAAAAUAUCACGAGAAUCUGCCGAGAAGCUGUUAAAAGAAGAGGGCGAAGAUGGUGUUUUCUUGGUACGUGAAAGCAACACUUCACCAGGAGACUAUGUUUUGUCAGUUUUACACCAAGGUGAAGUAGUGCAUUACCAAAUUCGGAGGCAUGGAGAGGAUGCCUUCUUUUCCAUUGAAGAACACACAACAGUGCAUGGGUUGGACACCCUCAUACAGCACUAUCGAGGCGACUCCAAUGGUCUCGUCACACGGCUGUCUGUUGUGUGUAAGGGACAGCCUCCACCUCACGAGUCACGCACCCAGGGGACCACCAAUCUUUUACACAGAGCGACGGAGGCCGGUGACUACAACAUAGUAUCCCAAAUGCUGGCAGUCGGAUACCACAGCCGCGACGCCAAAAACCAGGAUGGACAGACAGCGGUGCAUAUAGCCGCUAAAGCCGGGCGUGACAAAAUACUCGAGAAACUCAUAGAGAGCGGGGCCACAGUCAACGUGCGGGACUCGUUCGGAUAUACGCCUUUACACUACACUUGCCAGAACAAUCUGCCGAGCACUGCCGAGUUGCUGAUAACGAAGGGCAACGCCAACUACCAGAUGCGGCACGCGCCUACGGGGAAAGUACCUUUACAUGACGCCGCGCAGAGAGGACACAUUGACUGCAUUAAGGUCCUUUUAAAAUUGAAAGCUCCCGCGAACCCGAGAACUUUGCAGCAAGAAGCCCCCGCUGAUUUGGCGAAGCACCACGGUCAUACGGAAUGCUAUCAGCUAUUAAAAAACUACAAACCCGAACCACCGCAAACCUCCAAAAGUCAAUGGUACCACGGCACGUUGAGCCGGGACGAAGCCGUACAAACUUUAGAACAGUACUGCAAGCAGAACAACUUAGUAGACAAGGCUACAGACGGCGUGUUCCUAGUGCGGUACAGCGAGCGGCACAGCAGCGCCACCUGCGUACUUACUAUGCUGAGCGAAAACACGCCUUACCACUUUAUCAUAAGAAAGGAGGCGGCGGGCUGGGUGUUCAUCGACGACGGGCCGUACCUGGAAGGCGUGGAGCGGCUGGUGGAGCACUACGGCGCCGUGCCCGACGGGCUGCCCCAGCGCCUGCGCCACCCCGUGCCGCCCAAGCCCAAGCCGCCCUUGCCCGAGUUCUCAACAAUGCCACGGACCAAGAAACCAUCACCGAGUCGAGCAGCCAUGAACCAGACGUUAUCCCUAGUCAAAAACGACAUCUUAAACAAGCAAAUCUCCGAGCCCAGCUCCCCGCCCAAUGCCUUCGAGCUGCUCACUAGAAAUCUGUCCUUCUCGUCUGACUUUAACAAUGACUGCCUCAACAACAACGAGUCGCUGGAUGACAACGACACAUAUAAAGUGCCCGUUAACAACAGCGCGGUUGUUGUUGGGGAGAAUUAUAAUGAGAUAUCGAUUAAUUCUGAUGGCCAGCUUUCCACACUGCAAGAUUUGAUCCCCAUGAGCGAGCUAACGCUAGGGGCGACACUGGGCGAGGGCGAGUUCGGCUCGGUGCUGCGCGCCACGCUCGGCGCCGCGCCCGUCGCCGUCAAGACGCUGCACGUGCAGCACACCGACUCCAACCAGCAUGACUUCCUGGCGGAAGCCAAGACUAUGAUGACGCUACGGCAUCGGUGCAUUGUUCGACUCCUUGGUGUGUCAUUGGGUCCCCCUCUGGCGAUGAUCCAGGAGCUGGUGCCGCUAGGGUCGCUGCUGGAGUACCUGCUGCGGUCGCCGGAGCAAGCGUCGGCCGGCUACGAGCUGCGGCUGUGGGCGUGCCAGGUGGCGGCCGGCAUGCGCUACCUGGAGCGGCGCCGCUUCGUGCACCGCGACCUCGCCGCCCGGAACAUACUGCUGGCCAGCAGACAUCAAGCCAAAAUUAGCGACUUCGGUCUAUCACGAGCUCUCUCCAUGGACAGUUCGUACUACAAGGCGAGCCAGGGCGGCAAGUGGCCCAUCAAGUGGUACGCGCCCGAGUCCUACAACUACGGCACCUUCAGCAGCGCCAGCGACGUCUGGAGCUACGGAGUCACGCUGUGGGAGAUGUUCUCUUAUGGCAAGCAGCCGUACGGGGACAUGAGGGGCACUGAGGCAAUACAAAUAGUAGAGAGCGGCGGACGAUUAGAACGACCCGAAGAGUGUCCGGACGAGAUCUACCAAGUCAUGCUAGACUGCUGGGAGUACAACCCAGACCGACGACCGACGUUCGGUCUGCUCGUCGACGUGUUCUCACAACACCCCGACUACGUCAACAUCAGCCAGCUAGCCCUCGACAACGAGGAGGUAAACGUCUAACAUUUACUUCAAUAUUUGCCUAACACAGCUCUGCGUCUCUUUUGUUCUUUAUGUCGAUAAAAAGAGAUACAAUGCGAAUGUUAGGCAAAUAUUUCUGGAUUAUGCCUUUGGCCCCUUAGGCUACUUAUGUAAAGCUUACAUAGAUUACAGUGGUAGAAAAUAUGACGAAGAUGAGGACGUAACAGGAUAAGUGAGAUUUGAACUCAAAUUGACAAUGGGAAAAAUGUAUUUACUGUCAGGUCUAACCGCGACUUCAUUUACCUACAAUUUUUUCACUCGACUCGCACUGUACUCAAUAGAGAUACGGAUUAUGCUUGUCAUGUAAAAUAUAGUCAAGUAGGGUUGUAGCUAAAAUGUCGCUUUGUUACCUUGCCUGAACAAACGCCCUUCUGCAUCUGACGAUGUAUUAAAAAUAUAAUUUAUAGUUGGCUAGCUGUGUGAAUAUGAUGAUCUGAACAUUUUAAGAUUUUUGAGUGACUGAUUGUUUGGUAUAAAACAUGGGUAAUGGAAUAAUGAAAUGUAGGUAUGUGUUUCUUAAUAUGAAAUUAUGGUGGCCUUAGCUUUCAUAAACUUCUAUGUAGUGAUCAAAUUGAUUCUAACGUAAUAUAACUAACUUUUCUUGAGGUUUUAAAUAUUAACAUAUCGAUAAAAUAUGUAAAGUAAUUUGUAGUACCUACAGACGAGUUAGAUGGAUUCGAUUUUAGUCAGUCGAAUACAAAUGGACACAAGUAAAUUACUUGACUUGAAUGUAUUAUGAUAUACAAAUGUAUAACAACGACUAGUAUAUUAGGUAUUUCGGCAAGAGAAGAUACUGGCUGACUGGCGAAAUGGAAAUAUGCCACGAUGUGCCUGAUAACCUUUCUCGUUGUUAGAUCUAAAUUAGGAUUUACGAUAAUUGUUUUCUGAAUACAAUGAUGUAACAAUGAAUACAUAUUUGACAAUUUGCCUUUUAUAGUAUUUUACUAUUAAUUUGACAAUUUAUAUACGAUUAUAAUGUGUAUGUAUAUGUCGACUUGCAUUUUAAAAACUGUGUAUGUUCCUUUUAGAACCAAAAUAGAUUUUAUGUUGUACAGUAGUUGUAUCAAUCCUGUAGGUUUUUAUUUCAACAAAAUGACACCGGUUACAAAAUAUACAUUCCUUAUGUUUAACUAAUUUAAUAUUGCCAUGGAAAUGCCAUAGUUAUUUUGGUGAUUAUUCAACAAUUUGCCAUGAGGUUGUGUUAUUUUAUGUACAAAAUUCUUAUAGUUACCCAAAUUAUUAUAUCAGUUUAGAUUUAAAGGAUUUAUUUUAAAUUCAACAAUAUUUCUAUGAGUCUGACUUAGCGAAUAUGUUUUUAUAUUAUAACAGAUUAUAUAAAUUUUAUAUUUAAAAGAAAUGUGAUAAUGGUAUUUAUAAAACAUUAAAAUAAAUAAUAUAAA